CCGCUAAAUCUAUUUGUUGUCGCGCGUUGUUCUUUUUCUUUGUAGUCAGCUCAUCCAACAACAAAUCAACAACAGCAUGUCCACAGCGCCAUCUCCUUCAAAGCGCGAACGGGACGACGACGGAGUCGCUUCCUCGGAGGAGGACUAUUUCACACCAGACUCUUCUGCUUCGCCAGGACCUUCAAAAAAACCAAAGUCACCGACAUCUUUAAAUGAGUCCGGCGACCACGAAUCUAUUGCAACACCUUCAGCAACCAAAGCACCGCCUGCCGAAGCUAGCGAAUGUGCUAGUCAGAGUGAGCAACUGGAAUGGAUUUUCAAAAACUUGAGACUUCGUCGUAUUGUCAAGGAAAACCAUUCAAGUGAAAUCAACCAGCUAGCGUUCUGUCUAAACCAGAAGCACAACAAGACGCCUUUCGGACUGGAUCAUGUUAAGGUGUAUGAGAAGCGAGGAGCUGUCAAAAGAGAUCCUAUGGAUAAUAGCAAUGUCCUGGGAACAACCGGAGGACCACAGGCCAAUAUCUAUGACAAUGAGCAUUGUGGAGACCAUUUGGACAUUAUGUCGCACUUUUUGUUAGACCCUAUUGGCGAGGAGGGUGACGAGGAGCUUCCUGAAAUGCUGACAUGCUGCUGGAUACACCAGCCUCAAGAUGCUAUUCUUGUAACAGCAGGGACGGACAAAAUUAUUCAUGUACUGAGCCUGGCUCGAUCCAAGGAACUAAUGCGGCUAUCAGGACACAAUCAUACGGUCACGGAUAUUCAGGCUCAUCCUGCCAAAGACGAAUACUUGCUGUCGGCAUCAAAAGAUGGAACUGUGCGCAUGUGGAACACCCUCACAGGGAUAUGCCUAGUCAUAUUUGAAUAUAAAGCGUCGGUCGUGUGCUUUAAUCCUGGUACAGAGGGCAACACGUUUGUAACAGGAGGCUACAACGGGGAAAUUCGCGAGUGGACUGUGCCUGCCUUUGAGUCUGAGCCGGAAGAACCUAUUGUUGUACCAUUGGAUAAUAGUCGAGUGCUUCAGUCGGAUCUUCACUCUACAAGGAUAGACUGUAUUCGCUUUGCUAAGGGCAAGGCUUUAUCAAAAUCUGUCAAUGGAAAGGUUGAACAUUGGGAUCCAGAGACACUGCAGCGAAUCCGGACAUUCAAUAUUAAGAACACUGCUAGCAAUCAAUGCAGAUUCGAUGUCAGCUUGGAUGAGCUUUUUUUCUGCGUCGGCACAAGCAAUGGUUCCGUUUAUGUUUAUAACAUUGACACUGGACGUACAGUGACAGAACUGAAACACCGCCGAUCAACAAAGGCGAUUCGCACAUGCAUUUUCUCGAGGGAUUGCAGAACUGUGGUUUGUGCAGGAGAGGACUCAUUCAUCUGGCGCUAUGACUAUGUGACGGACGAAAUCCUGAGUGAAUGGGCUGCAUGGAGACCCGAACUAUAGGCUACCUAUUUAAUGUAUGACAUCAACAACCAAUAAAAUGCGUGGACUAGACGCCCACUCCAAC
Gamsiella multidivaricata is the source of this 1496-nucleotide messenger RNA. Its product is annotated as WD40-repeat-containing domain protein. Gene Ontology annotation, molecular function: nucleosome binding; protein binding. NCBI's taxonomy places the organism in Eukaryota, Fungi, Mortierellomycota, Mortierellomycetes, Mortierellales, Mortierellaceae. The transcript has 8 exons. Gene Ontology annotation, biological process: negative regulation of transcription by RNA polymerase II. Gene Ontology annotation, cellular component: ESC/E(Z) complex. The coding region runs from base 77 to 1432 and encodes 451 amino acids. The record is from RefSeq and is a predicted model, not a curated record.